Molecule: messenger RNA, 1626 nt
Organism: Mesorhabditis belari
Lineage: Eukaryota; Metazoa; Nematoda; Chromadorea; Rhabditida; Rhabditidae
Source: the annotation of a GenBank genome assembly
AUGAGUGGGAAAGAUUACGCUCGGCUGGUUGCUAUGAAAUAUCGAUCUGCUCGUUCAACACCGCGGAUAAAUCGCCCUGUACGCCCGCGAGUAAUUGCUUGGGCUGGCCCGAAAGCUUUUUAUCCAAAUAGGUUUUAUGAGAUCGAUAGAUGGUAUAAGGCACGGAUCGACAAACCGGAGAAGAUUCCGAGGCUGCAUAUCAUAGAGCCUUCGGAAUUCACUCGUUCCAUUUACGAGAUAACAUCGAACGACCAAGGGGAAAUUGAUAUCGGAUUUGCUCUAAAGGAUGAACCCAAGUUUUCGACAAAGACCGAUGAACAACGAGUGGAUUUAGAAAGAAAAGCACGACGAUUAGAACUGCGAAUUGACCUGGAUCAAGUGCGCUCAGAAGAUAUAGGCAUUUAUCAUCAUUAUAAGAUUUUUGAGCAUCUUUUUGGCAAAGGAGCCUACUUUCACAGUGUUCAACAGCUGAAUGUGGCUUUUGGGGAUAUCGAAUUGUAUAAUGGGAACAUCAUUUCGGCAACAAGUCUUGUUAAUCAACCCCAGAUUGAAAUUGAGUCCAUUGGAAGUGGUGGCUACUCAACGUUUGUCCUGGUGAAUAUAGACGGCAAUCCUUUUGAAGAAAAACCAGGCGAAAUUGUUCAGUGGUUAAUCAAAGAUAUCCCGGAUGGAAAAGGAGUCGAUGCCGGCACUGAGGUUUUGCCAUACCUCCAACCAAUUCCGUUUAUGGGAACCGGUUAUCAUCGAAUGACGGCUCUUCUAUUUCGACAUCCUAAACCCAUUGAUUUCGAUUUUAAACUCGACAAAACACUGAUUGGGAGAGUAAUGAAAGUAUCACAAUUCUACAAAGCAUGUGAAGAACAAAUUACCCCUUCCGCAGUUCGGUUUUGUCAAACCAGUUACGAUUUAUCCUGUAAAAAGGCUCUCCAUGAUUUGGGAAUGAAAUCACCUAUUUACUCGUAUGAAUUUAAUGAUGCUUUAAAGCCUGCUCAACGUGAAUUUCCAGUAAAACCUAUGCCUUUUAAUCUCUAUCUUGAUAUGUAUCGUGAUCCUAAAGAAAUGGAAGAAGAACUCUUAGAAGAAAGAUUGAAGCGAGCACAAAUCACAGAUUACGGAGCACCGAAAUGGUUGGAUCCAAAUUACAAUGACAACAAAAGAGAUCUGGCUCCAUGGAUACACGAUCGGAUAAUUGCUAGGAAAGGCAGAUAUACCGCUUUGUAUGAAAAUAUGGCUCAAUUAGCCGCGCGAUCGAUUUUUGCCGCUUUGAAGAAACAGGUCAACGUGACGGGGUCCUUUACGGCUCGCUCUUUAGCGACUGAGGCUAACCCCGAUGAUUAUGGACACUAUCCGGAUCCGUUAGAGCACGCAACCGGUCGAGAGAAGAAAAUGCUAUUGGCCCGACUUGCCGGGGAUGAUCGUUAUGAGCCCAAAGUUUACUACCGUGCUGAGCAUUCGACAAAGGAAAAACCAAAUCUUGUGCCUUCUCAUUUUCAAGAUCGAAUUGUUGGGUGCAUGUGUGAGCCUGACAGCGGUCACGUAAACUUUAUGAUGGUUCGUAAAGGAACUCCAAAACGAUGCGAAUGUGGACAUUGGUUCAAAGCGAUUGAUGCUGAUCCCGAGUCAGUC